Molecule: messenger RNA, 1041 nt
Organism: Triticum dicoccoides
Lineage: Eukaryota; Viridiplantae; Streptophyta; Magnoliopsida; Poales; Poaceae
Exons: 2
Coding region: 279-821 (180 amino acids)
Source: RefSeq, a predicted model, not a curated record
UCCCCUGGGACACGCCGCCGCUGCCGCUUGCACCCACCGCCGCGGCGCACGCCGCCGAAUCUCGCCGCUCCACCGGAUCCCUUCACCACCCCGGCCAUGGGCGCUGGCUCCCCCACCUAGAAUCCCCGCUCCCCCGGCCAUGGCGCGCGCUACACACCCGCGCAACCACCGGGAAUCCACGAUGGGCUCCUCUGCAGAGGAGCUAGCUCCGCGCCGUGCGCUCCAGCACCGACGCUCGUGCAGUUCAACGGCGACGGCGGCCAUGGCCAUGCUCACUCAUGCUCCAACGCCGGCCGUCCUCGCGCAGGUCCCUUUUCCUCUGUAUCUUCAGAUCUCAUCCCACCACCCGAGCGCCUCCUCCUCGCGCCCUCGUCGACGAUCUGCAGACUGCAGUAGCAGCAGCAGGACCCCCGCCGGAAGCAGCAGCUCCACCGCACAACAACGGCGCUGCGGGUGUCACUCUCGAGCGCCAGUUCACGGUCCCAGCGCCCAUCUACCUGUGCAGCGCGGCCGCUAACAUGGGCAGCUCGAUGAGGAACGCCGGCGGCGCCCGCGUGCCCUCGUGGAUGGCCAGGCUCAGCCGGCAGCGGCGGUGCCUGAAGAGCGUCACCGCCGGUGCAUGGUCCGCGAGGAGGGCCCUGCUGCCGCUGUGCUGCCCGAGCAGCGCGCCCAUCAUGAGCGCUAAGACGGCUUGCCCCAUUCCUGGGCUCGGGCGGCGCGGACGCCCGCCGCGACGCAUCACCCCUUCCUUGGCUCCUGCGGCGUGGACGCCGGCGGCAAGCGGCGACGCGUGCCCGGCGGUGGAGAACGCAAAUGGAUAAGCGGCGGCGGUUCCUGGUGGUGAAUCAGUUUAAUUAAGUAUCGCGGGGUAGAUUUCUAACUAAUGGAGGGUUUUGUUGCAAAAACGAAGCGUUUCCUCAUGUUAAAAUAGGACUGCGUGUUGAUUUCUUAGAAACAGAGGGGCUUUUAUGCAAAAUAGCUAGCGACGAGUUACCACGGGCUCUUGAAAUAGUUUGCAAGAGUUACAUGUUAACUUUCUAA